CGGCAUUCCGUGAGCAUCAAUUACGCGAGAUUGAUUUUUGUGAUAUUGUGAUCGUGGUGGUGUUUAUUUUAAUGUGUCGUGUGGUUAGUGUUACAUGUGAUAUUCGAGAGCAAAAGGAUUUCGGGUGAAGCGUUGAGCCUUCGAUAUUUUAUUUGUCCCGUUGAUUCGGACUGAAGUGUUCGUGGAGAUCGAGGAGAUAUCGGAAUUAUCAGCAAAUAAAGGAAUAAGAUACCUUUGUAGUUCAAUAUUUGGGCGAUAGAGAUGACGUGUCACGCGGAUUUCACUCUCGAUCGUCAUUGAGCUGUUGUUGAACUGAUUAUUUUGAGUUUGAGGGGUUAUUUAGCUGAGCAAAUAUGACUAUCGCCAGUAAUAUCGUUGUCGAGUGGCUGCGAUCGCUCCACCUCGGUCAGUACUCGGAAUCAUUCAUCGAUAAUGGGUACGAUGAUCUCGAGAUAUGCAAGCAAAUUGGGGAUCCCGAUUUGGACGCCAUUGGUGUGUUCAAUCAGAAUCAUCGGGCCCGACUACUCCAGUCUGUGAAAACCCUCAGGGAGGAGGGGGCAGCCAGUGUUUACUUUACCCUCGAGGAGACAAAUGACUGUUUGUGUGACAAUGUCAGUUCAAAGUCAUCGAGAACAUCGUCGGAGAGACCGCCGAGUGAUAAAGAGGCGCAGAGGGCAUCACCCACAGCUAGUUCGUCAAGUGGUGGACAGGAGUUAACAAAGUUUGCUGAUGAGUACGAGGAGGGCAAGGCUGAACUUGUCAGAAUACCCAGGAUGCAGCUCAAGAUCUUGAUUCAGGAGAAACUUCGACACGAUGGGAUUCGACUUGCUUGUCAGCCGUAUACAACACCGGAGGGUGAGCAGGGAUACUUGGAGGGACUAGCGUCAAGGUACGCAGACCUCUUCAGAACGCAUUACGGUGAUGUCCUGGAGCCCCUCGAGGAGCUCCGACGCCGUGAAACAAAUGCCUCACCAAGAAUACCUAACACUCAGCUCACAACCAGUCAUUCGCAACCCAUUUACGUACCCGGAAAAUACUCGCCUUCAAGUUGCCUGAGUGACAAGGAAGAGGACGAAAUAUACGGUUUUGGAUAUGGUGUCUUUGGUCGCCAAAUGCUCCAACAGAGACAACAGAAACUCGCCCUUGCCACUCAAAACCCCGCCAUCGGUCUUACCGGACAUCAUCAAACAUACCAAAGUUGCCUGAGCCCGAGAUCAGCGUUCUUCUAUGAGUUUCCACCCAACGAGCAAGGACAGAAUACGAGUAAAAAGAAAACUACGUUCUCACGACUGCUGAGGGGACUGAAGACACACAGAAAAGAGAAGCAGGGUCAGUCACAGGGUUCACCGAGGCACGGGCGUGCGAGAAUGGGAGUGCCACAGAGGGUGGAUACACCAGACAGUGUACUGCAGAGUGGCCUCGGGUUGGGCUCUGAUAUGGGACACACCAUCCUGAGGUCUAUGGUGGAUCCCCGGGAUUACGACAGGCUCAAGUAUUUUCAGAUGAAUGGGGGACAGGCCAACAGCUUCGAGGAAACCAUUCACAGGUUAAAGGUGCAGGACGCUUUGAGGAAAAAAGAGCGCUUCCACAAAGAACACGAAGAGAUUCUGAGAGACAUUCGGCAGGGUCUAAUGCAGUUGGGGAGAGACGGUCGAGGUCAAAAUCCUGGAGAUGACACGUACAUGUACGACGAGGAUGCGAGGUGUGGGGGAGCCAGUGGCCUUGGACCAGGGCCGGGAGGACAGCAUUGGUAUGAUGAGCCCCCUUAUGAAUCUGAUCCUGAAGAUUUCCUCAUGGGUGCCAGUGGGGGACCUGUGCCAACAGCUACUAUUCAAAAUGGAAGAGUGUGCUUCACCCUAAACCUUCGACCCGAGAAUCGUGGUGAGGGUGUGAUAUCCCUUCGGACAGCGGGUGACAUAAGCCUCCCCCGUGAUCGUUCACGAAAAGCAGCAAUGUCGACAAUGAGAGGUCUCAUUGUCCCUCAGGGACACAACAAUCCACCAACCAUCAUUCCACUCACGCAUUCCAGAGCAUCACGCGAGAGUGGUGAUUACGCCAGCAGCGACGUACAGCAUGUGAACUCGAGAUUGUCGACUGUGUCGGUGGACAGGAGCGAGAAGAUAAUGAUUGGUCAACUUCACCACUGUCCCCAGUACCACUAUCAACGCCACCAAUCAACCAACAAUUACCAAUGCCACUCAUCGUCACCCUGUAGCAAUCAACGUCGUCCUGUAGCAACUACCUCAGCUAGUAUCACAAGUACAGGGGUCAAAUCGUCGAAAUCCAUUCCACAACGUAGCAUACACGAAUAUAGUCGGAGCAGCGGUGAGGAGGGUUUAUCGCCAAGCCAAUCGAGUGAUUACGAGGACCAGGAGGAAUUAGAGAAUCAACACUCGGCAGCCGUUCAUACAUCGGAGGCCAGUGCUCUUCUGGAGGGUGAUGCGAGAGCCGGGAUAGCAGGGAGAGCGAGGAAUUUGAGGCAUGAUGUGCAGAGGAAAAUUACGAGGCUGAGACAAGACAGAGCGUCCUCCGAGGCAUUUCCAUGCAGUGCGAGUAGUGUUGAGAGCCUACCCAGUGGUAGUGGAUCGAGUACACAGGCAUUGGUGAGAGCUGGUAGCAAUCACAGCUCUAUAUCUUGUGAGGAUAGAGAUGCUACUAGUCCAACAUCCAUUGGACCUGUACUCUGUCGAGCCAAAGCACUCGUCGAUUGUACACCUAGUCCGUAUGACAAAGACGCAUUGAAGUUUAAGAAAGGCGAUGUGAUCGAUGUAGUACAGAUGAAUACAAGUGGCCUCUGGAAAGGAGUGGUUCACAGUCGUAUUGGCCACUUCAAGUUUAUAAAUGUUGAGAUACUGAACGAACGAGUGCCUCGUCGUGGUGAGCCUGAGAGAGGUAAAUGGGGACAGAGAUAUAGACAAAAACCAGGUUCAGUUCAAGAGCUCUUACAGAGAAUGAAUCUUCAGGAACACAUACCGGUGUUUGUUCUAAAUGGAUAUGAGGACCUGGAACUAUUCCGGGAACUCGAGCCAGCAGACCUUGAUUAUCUGCGUAUUCAUCAUCCAGAGCACAGGGCUAAGAUUCUCACUGCUGUGCAGUUACUUCAUGAUCUCCAGUCCGGAAGUGAAGGUGACUUAGCCUCGAGUUCCGAAGGCGACGAGAUGAACCGUUUAGCCCUGACAAGUCAAACUCCAGGCCACUGUUCACCCUUCAAUCGUCGUCAGUUUCCCCGGGACUCUGGCUGCUACGACGCCCACAAGAAUCCUCGGCGUACAAUAAGCCCCGAAACCGGAAAACUCUCUCGUGAGAAUAAUCUCAAUUCAUCAGCCGUACAAAAAUGCAGCGAAGCAACUGUCCACGUUGACGCCAAAGACGAUUACCAUCCGAACAUCUCAAAUUCCGGUGCUGCAGCCAAGGAGGGACAAUUCGAGAAAUCUCCACAAUUGCGUGCAGGCACUGGUAACGUCAGAUUUAUCGCCAAACGGGGUAAUUUUGGGGAAACUGUUGUUAUCGGGGAUGAUGUGAGCCCUGGGAAAUUGGCAAUAUCUAAGUAUGGAGUUGGUGGUAGCAGUGAUCUUGGUAUUGGGUGUGAAACAGUUGCAACAGCCAGUAUUAAUCAGCGGGGAUGUUUGAGUGAAAAGUCAAGUGAUUCUGGUGUUAGUUCGUCUAGUAUCAGUUCAGCACCACCACCCAGGGACAAAGUACUCGUAACAGCUGUUGUUGAUUCACCAACUAAGACAUUUGGUAACUUUGCCAGGGGCUCACCUACGUCACAAGGAUCGAGUAAAUAGAAUGAGAGUAGUUAUCCGUAGACAUUCUAAUUAAUUAAUUUGUCUGAAUCAGAAUGAACAAGGGAAUUCGCAUGAGUUUCUUUUACCUUUUUAUUCCGAAAUUAUGACUAGAAUAAAAACGCUAGAAAAACGUAUUCAGGCUACUCUAACCUAGGCUGUGCGCGCGAAUGGGCCAGUGGAGAACUACAACUCUAACUUUGUGACGUGAUAACCAACAUGUUAAUCUCGAAAACGACUGAUUUUUAAUGAAUUGUCAAUUUUUUUUUGAUUAAUGAUUACCUUGGCUAUAUUGCAAGGGAAAAAUGAGGUGCAUGCAAGUUCACAAUUCUUCGAAACUUCUCUCGAUUAUUUUGAUAAAACCGUCGUAACACCUGUUGUUGAUUCACCAAUAAAGACAUUUGGCAACUUUGCCAGGGGCUCACUUACGUUGCAAGGAUCGAGUAAAUAGAAUGAUAGUAGUUGUCCUUAAUAUUUUAAUUAAUUAAUUCCUCUGAAUCAAAAUGAACUAAGGAACUUGUAUGAGUUUCUCUCAAUUUUUUAUUCCGAGAUCAUGUCUCCAGCAACAAGGUUCGAAAAAGUGGUCAGGCAUUGAUAGCCAAUAACAUUACAAGCUCUGGUUAAGGCCCAACCAAUCGUAAAACGUAUUCAGCCUAAUUCAACCUAGAGUGCGCGCGCAUCGGCUAGUGGAGAACUAUAACUGUGACUUUGUGACGUCAUGACCAACAAAUUAAUUAUGGACUGAGUCCUAUUCCCAUUAAAAACUGAGGUUCAUGCAAAUUCUCUAUUCAUUAACGAUUUUUUCGAUUAUUUUGUUGAAACCCUUUUAUUUCAUUCAAUGAAAAAUCAAACAGUCAAAUAAAUUCCAUUACGUUCCGAUCGCAACUCUUGAGGAUAGAAAGGGAAUGAGGAUAGGAUGGAAAUAGAAAAGCCAUUUGAUGGCCAAUUUAUUUCCCCAUGCUCACGAGAUAUUCAGGAAAAAAGACGUCCUUAUUUAACUUCAAAGAGAUAUGGUAAAUGUGGAGGAUCUUUGUAAAGCUCGUUGGAACGAGGGGAAAGGCCUAGGGUAUACCACUGACUCAGUGAGGUAUACUUGUGAUAGUAGAUCGAUUUAGGUAGGAUUGAAGGAUUAUUGCAAUAAAUUAAUGAGCAGGAAAUAUCAAGAGAUUUUCAACUUGUAUAGAACAGUUCUCGUCUGCUUUCAUCUGUUUUAAUUCAAUUAUUUAAUUUUUUUAAUCAACAAUAAAUGAGACCAACUUGGGUCAUCAACUGACGAUACUCCAUCAAUCAGAACUGCCAAUAGAAUCGCUCAAAUCCAUUCUUUUAUACAUUUUUUUAACAACGAAAGUAAGAAAACUGAUUAAUCUAGAAUAAUAACAUAUCUCGAUAAUUUAUUAAAAAAUGUUUUGAUAUUGUUUUUUCUUUUUAUAUGUUGUAUUUGGUGAUCGCCAGCUAAACAGCUUAAAUUGUAUUGAGUACUGACGAUCGACAAUCUUCUGUCAUCGUUGUUAUUAAUUCAAUAAACGAUGACAGUGUAUAUACUGUAUAUCACCAAAAAUAGUAAUUAAUCAUUAAAAGUUAAACGUGAAAAACGAAGGGAAAAGUAGGUAGACAGACACAUGUAAAUAUUGAGCAACGAGAAAUGAUAAUGAAUAAUAUGUUUCUCGUAUCGGAUUUAACUUUGCCAAAACUCAAGACUAGAUUCUAUCUCAUAGAUUGAUGGAAAAAAAUAAAACACAAACGAAAAUUAAAAAUAACAUUUACAGAUAUAUGAAUAUAUUAAUGAGUAAAAGUUGGAUCUUAUGCGUCUCUGUAUAGUGUAAUUUAUAACUGAAUGAACAAUUGAAUUUGUAAAUAAAUAAAGUAUGAAUGAAAUUGAAUAUGUUGAAUAAUAAAAGUCAACAAUUAACGAAUUCCACUUAAUCGUUGCAUGUUUACAUUUUUCCAUCAUUAUCGAGUUGCGUAGAGGUUAGUUUAAACAGAUGUACAUGCUUACCAAUGACUCAAUCAAACGAUAAACUAGCCCGGUGUCUCAUGAUAAUGUCCCAAUGGGUGUUGAGUGAAUUCUGGGGACAAUUUUUAAUUGAUAACAAAUAUUAGUUCAUUUUUAUCUGGAUUGAGUUGACUGACAGGCUUCGGUGAUGUUGCUACAUAUAGAAUUUAUCCGUUCCAUCGAUCACAAAAAAAAUGCAGUGCGUAGAGAAUAAUGAAGAUGAAAAUAAUUAAGAUGUUAAUCAGUGACGAGUUUAUGAGAUUACAAUUUAAUAAAUGAAAGAGAAAGAAAAUAGACACGAUAGUGAUUUUAUUAGCUCGACAAGAAUGAUAUUGAAAGCGCGCAAGUAGUUUUGGUGUAAAAUUCAUCAUUUUUCGUAGUAAUUGCAAUCCAGAAGAAUGAAGGGAAUACCUGUAACCCAUCCGAUUAUCAAUUCUUCCUCAAUCAAAGACUUCGCAUUCAUCGAAAGAAGAAAAAUAUCAUCCAAUGGUGUCGUACGAUUGAUGUCUGAAAUUAAAGAAGUAACAUUCGUAUAGAUUUUAGCAAUCUAGUCCGUAAUUGCUAAUUGGGGGGGAAAAUUUUUGUAAAUAAAGAGCAAUGCAAAAAUACGAAACAAUAAAAGAAAUUGAAACAUUUUUUAGCUGCGCCAUUGUGUGCGUUACUUUUUAUAUGAUCCAUUUAUUGAUUCAUUGCGGGACUAGUGGUUACAGAAUCUGACAGAAGGGUAACAGUGGGAAAUUGAAAAAAAUUAAACGAAAAAAUCUUGAGUCUUUGUAAUGAUUUCGAUCAUUGUUAAUUUAUUGACUGUGAAUAGAGAA
Diachasma alloeum is the source of this 6596-nucleotide messenger RNA. RefSeq names its product SAM and SH3 domain-containing protein 1. The transcript is spliced from 16 exons. The record is from RefSeq and is a predicted model, not a curated record. The coding region runs from base 354 to 3788 and encodes 1144 amino acids. Gene Ontology annotation, molecular function: protein binding. NCBI's taxonomy places the organism in Eukaryota, Metazoa, Arthropoda, Insecta, Hymenoptera, Braconidae.